Messenger RNA from Symbiodinium sp. CCMP2592, 954 nucleotides. Lineage: Eukaryota; Dinophyceae; Suessiales; Symbiodiniaceae. The record is from the annotation of a GenBank genome assembly.
AUGACGGCGGCAGAAAGGGAGAGAGACGAGGAGGGCUUGGAGGAGGAAGAGGGAGAAGGAUGUUCACAGCGCUUCGCUGACAUUCUAGGCCCGAACUGUGUCAUCAAACGCGUGGACAAGGAUCAAAAGGUCAUCGGCCACGCCGCACCCGACGAGAUGCAGCAGGAGCUGGUCGCGAGAGCCGCGACCCAGAAAAGGCUGGGGGCAUGUGCAGAGCACGUCCAUCAUCUGCCCAGAAAGGAGAAGUUGCAAUGGGCUCUCGACCUUAAGGACAAAGCGAACGAGUGCUACGUGCAGAGCAGAUUCGAGGAGGCAGCGCGCCUCUACAACGACUGCUUGGUGGCACUGGACUUCGAUGGCAAGGAGGAUGAGACAGCAGAGGUAGUGGCGAAGCUCCAACUACCCGUUUGCACGAAUUUGGCCGCCUGCUUGAUUGAGAUGGGGAAGUACGAGGAGUGCGUGCAAAUGUGUGACAUUGCACUCUCCGUGGAUCCGACGGCGCCGAAGGCACUUUACCGGCGCGGGUUGGCUCGGUAUCGUCUCGGAGAUCACCGGCGAUCUCGUCCGGACCUCGAAGCUGCACUGAGAUCGAUCAGCAACUGGCGCAUGAACCAGGAUGGAGCUUCUGAAGAUGCCCCAGGCAUGCAUGAUCUGGAGCGUCGGAUUCGGCACUACUUGAUCGACAUUCGCCGCACCCUCGAGCUCGAAAAAGCGAACUGCCAGAAAAUCUUCCUUAGGAAAGACAGCGAGAAACGACUCUACGAUGAUCGGCCUGAUCGGCAAGAGGAGCAGGAGAAGGUGGAGGUGGACGACUCUGACGAAGCCAUUGAGGCCAAGCUUCGCACACUCCGCGGUGGUGGGGGCUUGUGCUGCUGCGGGCCCGAGAGCAGCACGUUACAACAAGUCUGUUGGGAACAUUACCUUUCCGGCGGUAGGUUGGUAUUUUGUGGCUAG